UUACAUGUGUUUGGUGGUUGCGAUGUCUCCUUUGACGUCUCGGUACACGGCAGGCGGCAGAAACCCGAACGGCAGCUUCUCCACCUUCUUGAGCAACGACAGCAAACGACCCCGCACCUCUUGACGUACGCUCCCUGCACAGCACAGCCAUCCACAUAGCAUACACAGAAUGAAUGACACACAGACACCCGGGAUCGACCAAUGGAUGUUCUGCCAGGCUUGGCUUACCCGGCAGGGCAGCGGUCAUCACCUCUAUCCACUCCGUGUGGGUGGCCGCCCUCGUUCCAAUCACCUUCUCCGCUGCUCGGGCAAUCUCCCGGUGGUCCAUGUCGAAGUCCUUAUACUUCUCGUACGCCGCCGUCAGCUCGUUGACGCUCGAAGAUGCUCUCACAGGCGUCAGGGUGGGGCGGGCAACGCUCAACACACACCUCAACGCCGCAACCAUGUCGCAUCUGAGUGAUAACGACACGCAGAGGAAACAUUGACAACCGUGCUGUUGAUGCCUGACUCGUGUCUCUUUCUGUCCUGCUCACCUGGGUCCUUGCUGAUAGCCGCGCGGACUGUACAUGCUGGCUUACGCAAACGUACUGACCAUGACGUCCUUUGGUUCCGACGAGCCGCGCAUCCGUCUGCCUGUGUGCCAUCUCGAGGAUGAUGGAACGAGUCCAAUCGAUGAGCAUUGCGCGCAGGCGGCCGCCUCCCCGUCUCCCCGGGAACAUGAUAUUGGUGAGGUUGAAGUCUCGGUGGAUCAGGUGGGCGCGGUGGCACGUCUCGAGUGCAUCAAACUGCAUGCCGCACACCACACAUAUGGGUGAGUGAGACAGAAACACAUGCAGAAAAAAGAUAUACCAAUGGAUGCGUCCACCCGGCACUCACCGUCGAGGUGAGAACUUCCAUGACGGCGACGAAGGGGAGGUGGGGGUUGUUGGUCAGCCGUCGGUACUCGCCCAUGAGCUGCGAUAAUGUGGACUGGAGCUUGCUGAGCUCCAGCACCUUCCUCGUGCCGGCCGCCGUCUCCACAUCGAGGCACAAGAGGGUUGUCGGGACGCACGGCUGCUUCCCGUCUCUCUUCCCCUGGGCGUGCACCGCCGCUUUCGCCUGGUGCUCGUCGACGAUUUCGUCUUCAUAGUCGGCGUCGUGGGCCGUCUUGCUGACGAACAUGUCACAGACGGCGCCGUCGAAGCCCUCCUUCGGGGGGCUGCUCCUCGAUGGGCUCUCUGGGUUUGCUGCUCGACCUUGACAGACACGCAUAGGCAUCCAUUCAGCACACGGAAAGGUCAAUUCUGUGACCCUCGUGUUGGAUCUUACCCUCCAGCCCGAGGUCGCCUUGCUGCUCCUGUCGGUGGUCUUGCUCGUGGGGGUCUGUCGUCGCCUGACGGUGGCCUCUCGAUUGCCACCACCUGAUGGCCACAUACAAGAGACAACAGACAUCGGCAAUUGACAUCAGUUGACUCGCCAUCGAUGUGUGUGCGUAGCGUACCAACUGAUGUCGCUGAGGAGCUCGUUGGCGAUGGCCUUCAGGUGAACGAGUGGAAGUGCCCGCCAGUCGUCGUGGACUCCCAUGGCUGGGAGUCGCCUGUGGAUGGAAGGACAGACAAUCGGCUCUCUUUCUGUCUCUGUGCCCGCUACCUCUUCUUCGGCGCCGGCUCUCUGGGUUUGCUCGACCUUGGUGUCCGUCUCCAAGGUCCGCGUCGAUGAUUCCUUGGAGGUCUCUGUCUUUGGGCUUAGCUCUGUGUGUCCC
This is a messenger RNA of Vitrella brassicaformis, 1741 nucleotides long. NCBI's taxonomy places the organism in Eukaryota, Vitrellaceae. The record is from the annotation of a GenBank genome assembly.